This is a messenger RNA of Soboliphyme baturini, 1553 nucleotides long. Lineage: Eukaryota; Metazoa; Nematoda; Enoplea; Dioctophymatida; Soboliphymatidae. The record is from the annotation of a GenBank genome assembly.
GCCGUAAAACAAGAAUGAAGAGAAUCGCUGAUCUCGAUGGAAUAACUUUCAUGGCGAAUUCGUUGCGGAAAUUUAUCGCUGCUGAAAGUCUGAAUCACGAAGUAAUCGAGUCUCUGAUCUACGCUUGUCUGUUGAUCGGCGGAAUUGACAAAAAGUUCUGCGUCAAAAUGCGACUGGUAGGGCUUCUACCGAAGUUGGCGAGCGCUCUCUGCAAAGCCGGACCCCCUCCCGUAUCCUGCCUGAUUGAUCUGCUUAUUGCAUUGUGUCAUUCUGCCAGAAAUGCGAUGGCUUUCACGAAAAACGAGAACUUGGUGGCGUAUCUGUUAAACUGCAUCGUUCAGGGCUUGGAAGAUAAAUCUGAAUCGAUCCGCAAGUGCACGGAACUUGUUUAUUACUUAUCAAAGCCAAAGAAAACUCGGCUUUUGUUAAUAAACGCCGAUGCUGUUCCGGUAAUACUCAACGUUUUCGAAGAAUUUUUUAGACAUCGUCAAGAACAUUCGUCGUUGAUGGUGUCAUUAGCCGCGUUGGGAAUCCUUCGUUUGCUGACUGCUAAAAAUUCAGGAAGGAAGAAGCUGAUAGCUGCAAACGGCCUGCCCAUUUUUCAGGCCGCCGUCACCGAAUGUAUUGAACAGGACCAGACCCCAUCACUGCUCACCUCUGAGCUACACUAUGCGGUGAGCACUAUUUGCCUGCGAUGUGUGCCGGCAGUGGCAUUGCCCUUACCUUCCACGGAUCAUGUGAUUUCCCUUGACCUACCUACGAAGUCCUAUGUUCGAUUGGUCACGGCUGACGACGCCAGCGAUUCUGAAGAGGAUAUGCACAUCGAAACGGCCAUAAUGACAGAUGUCGAGGACGAAGUUUCGGCACUGGGAGACGCCAAGGUGCCGCGAGUAAAAUUAGCAGAAGGGGAUCGUCGAUUGUAUCAAGCGAUUUGCAUUGAAUUUUACAUGGGUGCCACCCGUUGUUCACAGGUGCACGUGCCGCCGUCAUCGGCAUCAUUUGUCGACGACCUGGAUUUCGAUACGAUCCAUGAUGGAAUGGAUCGACCAUCUUGCAAUUCGACGCUAAAGCGAUGUCGCAGUUUUCCGUGCAAGCUCGAUUUCCUUAGCACCCGUCAAAAUCAGAGCGCUUUCCUUGCUCCAAAAAAACCGCAUUACAGUUUUACGGGCUGUGCUGAUAGCUAUGACUGGGAAGACUAUGCAGCACAGGUGCUUACAACUAAGAGUAUCAUCCCAUUCACCUCCGUACCUUUCCCUGAAUUCUACGACUCCUAUCCUGACCUCUGUCACCAGCGUCAGAAAUUUUACCCUUCUGCUCUACUUGAACGUGUGUUUCCACUGUUGGAACGGAUACGUAAUCCAUCUUUUCCUGCGGUGGUAGUUUAUGACUUCGAUCAAUUGGUGAAUGGCCAAAAUUCGCUGAUCGAAAGUAUUCAACCAAUGCUCAACGACGACAUUUUCAAAAUUGGAAGACCAGACAAAACCACGUCGUCUUUAGUGUUUGAUUCUCGUUUCGAAAGCGGCAAUCUGCGGAAAGUCAUUCAGGUCAAUUUG